CAGAAAGAAGAAGCAGCUCAUCAGCACCAAUUUAUUUUGCAUGCUGCUUUAGAUAUUGUUCAGGACCUUGCAUGGACAACAAGUGCCAUGUUUUUGAAGGCCAUUGACAGGUUCAAUGACUUGGUGGUGUCUGUGUAUGUAACUGCUGGUCACACUAGAUUGAUGCUGCUUCAUGAUUCACGUAAUGAGGAUGGGAUAAAAAGUUUUUUCCAAGAGGUUCAUGAACUUUAUAUUAAGAUUCUGUUGAAUCCUCUAUAUUUACCUGGGUCACGGAUAACUUCGUCGCACUUUGAUACAAAAGUUCGAGCUCUUGCUAGAAAAUACUUGUAAAUCAAGUUUCCUUAAUGCACAGAGGAACUUCGCUUCUGAUGUUGUUUACAUAUUACCUCUUUACCUUGUUUUGUUGGGUUUCAUCCAAUGUAAUCUGAAUCAGCCCUUCAUCAAACAUCACAUUCUAUAUUUUAUGCAAGAUACCUUCAAUUGAGAAAGUUGAGAUUAUAUGCGAGUAAAACUACCUAGUUGCUUGAGCUGUA
Asparagus officinalis (garden asparagus) is the source of this 533-nucleotide messenger RNA. Its product is annotated as trafficking protein particle complex subunit 2. The transcript has 4 exons. The annotation marks the transcript as partial. Gene Ontology annotation, biological process: endoplasmic reticulum to Golgi vesicle-mediated transport. Lineage: Eukaryota; Viridiplantae; Streptophyta; Magnoliopsida; Asparagales; Asparagaceae. Gene Ontology annotation, cellular component: TRAPP complex; cytoplasm; nucleus. The record is from RefSeq and is a predicted model, not a curated record.